CUCUUUCUCUGUCUUUCUCUCCUAUCCUAACCAACAUGGCCGCUAAGUCGGAUGGAGCAGCGGUGUCUGUGGAAGAUGACAACACGCCCAGGAGCCACUCGGAGCCGGGGAUCCCCGCCGCCCGGCCCCGCUGCAGCGCCGCCGGCGGCGGGAAGCCCUACACCCCGCUGGACUGCUGCUGGGUGCUCUGCGCCCUGCUCGUCUUUUUCUCCGACGGCGCGACCGACCUGUGGCUGGCCGCCGACUACUACCUGAGGGGCGACUACUGGUGGUUCGGCUUGACGCUCGUCUUCGUCGUGGUGCCCUCCGCCGUCGUCCAGGUCUUGAGUUUCAGGUGGUUCGUGUACGACUACUCGGAGCUGAGCUGCGGGGACGGAGCAGCGAGCGGCAGCCGCGCGGUGGCGGCAGGCGCGGCAUGCGGAGCAACCACGGCGAGCGACAACACUUUAAGCACCAAGGACAGCGAGCAGCGCGGUGGCUGCGCGGCGACGGGGAACGCCGCGAAUGCUACCCCGGUUUACACGUCCUCUGCCCCGCCUGCGACGGUCGGGAGAGUAGGGCCCCCCCGGAGGUGCUGCACCGUCUGCAUGUGGGUCUUUCAAACCGUGCUUCAUGUUCUGCAGCUGGGGCAAGUGUGGAGGUACAUCCACGCCCUCUACCUGGGCGCCCAGAGCCGUUUGCAUAGCAACGGGCCCCGUCGCCACUUCCACUGGCGGCUGAUGUUUGAGAGCGCUGACAUCACCAUGCUGCGCCUCCUGGAGGCCUUCUUGAAGUCGGCCCCGCAGCUCGUCCUCCAGCUGAGCAUCAUGAUCCACGGAAACACCGUCCUCCCUCUGCAGGGUCUCUCGGCCUCGGCCUCCCUGGUCUCUCUUGCCUGGAUGAUCGCCUCCUACCAGAAGGUUCUCCGGGACUCCCGCGACGACAAGCUGCCCAUGUCCUACAAGGCCGUGAUCACCCAGAUGCUGUGGCACUUCUUCACCAUCGGGGCGCGGACCGUGGCCUUUGCCCUCUUCGCCUCCGUCUUCCAGCUCUACUUCGGCAUAUUCAUCGUCAGCCACUGGUGUGUCAUGACAUUCUGGAUCAUCCAAGGUGAGACCGACUUCUGCAUGUCCAAGUGGGAGGAGAUCAUCUACAACAUGGUGGUGGGCAUCAUCUACAUCUUCUGCUGGUUCAAUGUCAAGGAGGGCCCCAGCCGUUUCCGCAUGACCGUCUACUACUCCGUGACACUGGCCGAGAACGUGGCGCUGACCGCCGCCUGGUACACCUACCGCGGCCCGCCCACCUCCGACUCCUACGCCGUAGUGGUGGUGUGCCUGGUGGCCUGCAGCUUUGCCCUGGGAACCUUCUUCAUGCUGGUGUACUACUGCUGGCUGCACCCUGACGGGCCGGUUCUGGGCUCACAGUGGGGAGGCUGUGUGGAUGAGGGUGUGGUGGGUGCGGGAGGGGUAGUGGGAGUGAUUGACGCUUGCCUCACUCCAUCCCAAGGGUCCCAAACGGACAUGGUCAUUACCAGCCCUCCGAGGACUCUCCCCAGGACUAAAGACACGGGGGAGCCGGUUCCCGGGGAGCGAGACAAGGACAGAGACAGGGACAGUUGCCUGCCCGUGUUCCAGGUUCGUCCCUCUCCUUCAUCCUCACCUGCAUUCCUUCACAGGACCUCAUCGUCAUCCCGCGCACAGGAGGGCCCAGUGAUCCGGAUCGACCUGCCGAGGAAGCGAUACCCAGCCUGGGAUGCGCACUUUAUCGAUCGCCGCCUCCGCAAGACCAUUCUGCUUCUGGAGACCACGUCAGCCGUCAGCCCCAGGAUUCAGUACAGGAGUAGCAUGAUGGGCAGCAAAGAGGUAUUAGAAUAUGAAACAACUGUCUAAGCCAAAAAGGGAUUUUAAAUUUAAAGGUGCAGUCUGGAACCAAGGCUCAGCCUGAGAUCAGUUCUCAUCCCAGGACUACCUACGCCAGGAGAAACAUGGAAAGGAGACACCGAGUGUCAGCCAACUCUAAAAAAAAACGAGGUUGUCAAAACUUGAUUGUAAAAUGUGAAGCGCAAUCUGGGACCAAAGCUCUCCCCUUAGGGCGCAGUCCAGGAGUACGUAGCAUGAAUGAGCCGUGGGAAGUUAAUGGAGUAACACUGAACUGGGAUAAUCUUCGUCUUUUCUAAAAUGCUUGGAGCUGAGAAAUGUAAUUUCUCAUCCUGGGACCAAGGAGUGUUAGAUUUAGUUUCAUCCUGCAUGGUCAGAACAGGAAGUAAAAGGAUUUGAGAGCGAGGAAGUCGCGGAGUUUGAGAUAAUUGAGAAACAGUCUGCUGCAUGAACUUGAGACUUGGACCCCGGAGACUCAACAAAGACUUAACAGGGAACUUUUAAAGACUGGAGUUUGCACGGGACAUGCAAUCUUUUGGUUUGGUAGCAAAUUAGACACUGCAGAGAAUGGAGACUAUCUAAUAAAUAUUGCAUAAGGGAUUUUCUUUUGAGGGCAAAAAAUAACUUGAUGCCUCAGUUAAAACUGAGUUAAAUUUGGCUGAAAAAUGAUGUUUUUGUUGGUUUUUAAAUCUAGAUUACAUACAGGGGCGAUUCUAGGAUCAGACCUUUAGGGGGACUCAGCCCCUAAUGAGAAUGUGAC
Messenger RNA from Perca fluviatilis (European perch), 2616 nucleotides. It is a transcript of the gene xkr7b, whose product is annotated as XK, Kell blood group complex subunit-related family, member 7. Gene Ontology annotation, cellular component: plasma membrane. Bases 36 to 1868 code for a protein of 610 amino acids. The record is from RefSeq and is a predicted model, not a curated record. Gene Ontology annotation, biological process: apoptotic process involved in development; engulfment of apoptotic cell; phosphatidylserine exposure on apoptotic cell surface. The transcript is spliced from 4 exons. Lineage: Eukaryota; Metazoa; Chordata; Actinopteri; Perciformes; Percidae.